Athene cunicularia (burrowing owl) is the source of this 1914-nucleotide messenger RNA. It is a transcript of the gene CHRDL2, whose product is annotated as chordin like 2. The transcript is spliced from 13 exons. Gene Ontology annotation, molecular function: protein binding. The coding region runs from base 1 to 1485 and encodes 494 amino acids. Lineage: Eukaryota; Metazoa; Chordata; Aves; Strigiformes; Strigidae. The record is from RefSeq and is a predicted model, not a curated record.
AUGAGGGUCCUGGAGAGCAGCAAGCUGAGCCUCCCGGAUGGGCAGAGCAAGGGCUGGCAGCUGGCGCAGGACGGCUGCGUGCAGGAUUUGGGGAGCAGGUGCAUUAGCCCCCUUAACCAUGGGUCAAGGCUUUACCUGCAGCAGGGACUCGCCUCUGGGGACUCCUCGGUGUCCUGUAACAUAGAGGAGCUCCAAUGUCCCCUAGGGCCACCUCCAAGCGUGGAGCCUCUGACUCACAAUCAGCAAGCUCUGGUUGUGUCUCCAGGGCCAGAUAUGUUCUGCGACUUCAACGGCAAGAAGUACAGCCCGGGUGACAGCUGGCACCCCUACCUGGAGCCGCAGGGGCUGAUGUACUGCAUCCGCUGCAGCUGCUCCGAGAACGCCAACAUCAGGUGCUACCGGAUCCAGUGCCCGGCUCUGCAGUGUGCCAGCCCCGUGACGGACCCCCAGCAGUGCUGCCCACGGUGUCUCGAGCCACAUUCCCCUUCUGGCCUCCGGGCACCCGUCAAGUCCUGUCAGUACAACGGGACAACCUACCAGCAAGGCGAGAUGUUCACCACCAGUGAGCUCUUUCCCAGCCGCCAACCAAACCAGUGUGUGCAGUGCAGCUGCUCUGAAGGCCAGAUUUACUGUGGCUUGGUGACCUGCCCGGAGCUGUUGUGCUCCUCUCCCCUAACCGUGCCGGAUUCCUGCUGCCAGGUCUGCAAAGAUGGCUCAUAUGAGAAGUCCACAGAAGAGGAACCCCUGCAGUUAAACAGAGGUGUUAGGCACUCGCAAGACCAGUGCUUGGGGGAAGCGAUGGGCAAGAAGCCACCUGGAGCCACGGCGUCCACUGUUCUCACCUCCUCCCUGGAGUUCAUUCCCAGGAGCUUCAAACCCAAGGGAGGAGGUGGCACCACUGUGAAGAUUGUCUUGAAAGAGAAGCACAAGAAAGCUUGUGUUUACAAUGGGAAGACCUACUCCCACGGGGAAGUGUGGCACCCCGUCUUCCGGCUGUACGGCCUCCUGCCCUGCAUCCUCUGCACUUGUAGGGACGGUGUGCAGGACUGCCAGAAGAUCAUGUGCCCCAAGGAAUAUCCGUGUGACUAUCCAGAGAAAGUGGAUGGGAAAUGCUGUAAAAUAUGUCCAGAAACCAGAGUCAAACCCACCGAUGAAAUAAUCACCGCCCGGUGUGGCAAGAACCCCAACCGCGUCCUCGUGUACAUGUUUGUGCCGCCGAGCUCGGAGACGUCCAAGGAGAUCCUCAGGACAAUCGCGAUUGAGAAGGAGCCUGCGGAAGAGGUGGAAAUCUACAACUGGAAGCUGAUUAAAGGAAUAUUUCAUCUGAUACAGACCAAGAAAAUCAGCAAACAAGAAUUCAAGCAAGAAGCACAGAACUUCAGGCUGAUCACCAGGACGAACGAAGGUCACUGGAACAUUUUCCGAGCCCAGACGUCAGAGCUGAGGAUGACAGAGAGCCCAGAGAAAGAAACAAAGAACUUGUAAGGAAAAAGAAAACAAAACAAAACAAAACAAAACCCAACCAACAAACUUUAACCUAGCUAUCGAUUUAUCUACACACACACACACACAUACACAUAUAUAGGAAAAAAAAAAAAGUUGCAUUAUUAAAUAGACUGGCACAGCAAUAAAGGAUACACUAGUGUAAACGACAGAAACUCCAGCAAAUGAACCAACCUGAACCGCGUUGGAGGUGCCGCUCCCCAGCCGGAGAGCGCGAGAGGCCACCCGUUGUCUCCUGCAACCGAAGGUGUCGGGGUGCAGUGGGGGAGAGGCGAGGCCUGGGGCGACGUGAAGAGGUGGGGUACACCCCUGACACCCUGGCCUUUCUGCAGAGCACCGGGAGCAAGCAGUAAAGCAGAACACCACCAUGCUUUUUACCAACCGCCGGCGUAAAGGUGACCUGCAAGGAGA